Molecule: messenger RNA, 534 nt
Organism: Cetraspora pellucida
Lineage: Eukaryota; Fungi; Glomeromycota; Glomeromycetes; Diversisporales; Gigasporaceae
Source: the annotation of a GenBank genome assembly
AUGUCUUUCUAUUCUCAGUGGUACGAACAAAAUGUUUGCCUUCGCGGUAACAGCAGUAAUGGAGAUGUGGAUGGUUCUAUUCGUCCAACAUUAUCAAGAGCAGGAAGCUUUGAAGCAGUCCAAGCUGAUUUGACUGCCGCUCACGUCACUGUUUCUUCAAUUAAAAACAGACUAGUUUAUAACAUUGAAUAUAAACGCAAAGAAGGUUCAACCAAAUCACCCUCCCAUUCAAAGCAAAGUUCUAGUGUGAGAAAACUUCAUACCAGGGAAAAUAGCGUUUCUUCUACAAAUCUUAGGACAUCCUCACCACAUGUUGGUGCUGCUGCUUGUAGUGUAGUUGCUAGAUUUCAAAAUAACCACUCUAGACGUCACACCCGUCAAGGAAGUUCCGUAUCUGAAAAUUUAAUUACCACUGGUCAAAUUUCAUCAGAUUCUUUAUGGGAUGAUUGGAUCGUAAAAUAUAUUAAUGAAGAUAAAAAGGCCACAGUCGUCGAAGAUGAUAAUAUGGAUGACUGGAUAUUCGAAAGAAUGUAA